AUGGUGCAGUCUGUUAAGGUUAGCGAGAUAGUCAAAAGGAGACGCGAGACGGAAGACUCCGACUCCGACAUAGAUAUCAGCAGCACUGACUCGGAAACGGAAGUUGGAUUGGACCAAAAUGAAGAAGUUGUGAAUGUAGACUUUGACUUCUACGACGGAAAUAAGAACGUGGACUUCCACGCUUUGAAGCAUCUCAUGCGACAGCUAUUUGGAUCGCACGAGUCGAACCGGAUCCAACUAAGUGCUUUGGCGGAUAUGAUCCUGGACUCACCAACGACGACUAUAAAGACAGAUGGGCCCGAAUCCGAUCCAUACAGUUUCCUGUCUUUGGUAGACUACAAGGCGAACAGGAACAGCGACUAUGCACAAUAUUUGCACAAGAUAGACGACCGACUUUCGAAACAGCUGAACAAAAUUGAGGCGUCCAACCAGUCAUGCGCCAUGCUACUUGGGGAACGGCUCAUCAACAUGCCACCAGAGAUCAUCGCGCCACUCUACCGUAUCACUUUAGAAGAUGCGUUGAAAAACUCUGGAAACGGGAAGCACUACGACUGGUACGUCAUCGUGAGUCGCAAGUUCGAAGUUAAUUUGGACGUGGACCAGGACGAGCAACAGAAACAAAGCGCCAAAAAACGGGCCAGGACCGCAGAAAUUGACUAUUUUCACCCUGAGGAUGCCUUUUUUGAACGUCACGCUGCUCUUCACUUCGACGGCGACGGCAGAAAGGGCUUGAUCCCCACUUACGUCGUAAUAAGCCACGAUUCGUUGAACAAGGCCAUUGCCGAGUGUGAGCUGGAAAUAGCCAAGUGGUAG
Molecule: messenger RNA, 813 nt
Organism: Lachancea mirantina
Lineage: Eukaryota; Fungi; Ascomycota; Saccharomycetes; Saccharomycetales; Saccharomycetaceae
Source: the annotation of a GenBank genome assembly